AUGGCUCCUAAUACGAAAGCCGUGGAAAAGAAGAAGGUCGCUAAGGCCGUCGACGCCAAGAAGAAGGUCGCUAAGGGACUUCAGACCGUUCACAAGAAGAAGGUCCGUACCUCCGUACACUUCCGUCGCCCUAAGACCCUCACUACCGCCCGUGUUCCACGUUACCCACGUAAGAGCGCUCCAGGACGCAACAAGUUGGAUGCUUUCGCCAUCGUCAAGCACCCUUUGACCACUGAGUCCGCCAUGAAGAAGAUUGAAGAUCACAACACCCUUGUCUUCAUCGUUGACGUUAACGCUAACAAGCAUCAAAUCAGAGCCGCUGUUAAGAAGCUUUACAACAUCGAUGUUGAGAAGAUCAACACCCUCAUCACUCCUCUUCUCCAAAAGAAGGCUUACGUCAGACUUACCCCUGACUACGAUGCCUUGGAUGUUGCCAACAAGAUCGGAAUCAUCUAA
Molecule: messenger RNA, 456 nt
Organism: Auanema sp. JU1783
Lineage: Eukaryota; Metazoa; Nematoda; Chromadorea; Rhabditida; Rhabditidae
Source: the annotation of a GenBank genome assembly